CAGAGAACCUCACAGCACACUCCUGUGCAGCCUUCGCUGAUAGCAAGCAAAGCGACAAUGAGGCUACUGAGGUCUACCUUCAUCUUGGCCGUGGCUAUUAGCCUGGCCACGGCAGAGGAAAAGGCGGAGAAGGAUUCAAAGGCUGAACCGACCAAGAUUGAAGAUAACAAAAAACAAGAUAAAAGAGGAUUAUCUGAUUUCUACGGCGACCACGGAUAUGGCGGUGGUUACGGAAGCUACGGAAGCUACGGUGGCCAUGGAAGCUUCGGAGGCGACUUCGGUGGCUUCGAAGGAGGUGUGGGACACAUCGGCCAUGAGGAACACGAGAAGACAAUCACAGUUGUCAAGAAUGUGGCCGUGCCUUACCCGGUCGAGAAACACAUUCCAGUGCCAGUAGAGAAACACGUCCCCUACCCGGUGAAAGUGCCAGUGCCUCACCCGUACCCAGUCUACAAGACCGUUCACUACCCGGUGAAGGAGACCAUCAAAGUACCUGAAUACAUUCCCAAGCCAUACCCCGUGGAGAAGGAAGUGCCCGUACCCGUAAAGGUGCACGUUGACAGACCCGUCCCCGUUAAAGUCUACGAGCACGUUCCGUACCCAGUGGAGAAACACGUACCUGUACCCGUUCACGUGCACGUGCCUCACCCAUACCCCGUAGAGAAAACCGUACACUUCCCAGUGAAGGUGCCAGUCAAAGUUCACGUGCCUUACCCAGUUGAGAAGACCAUCCACUACCCAGUCAAAGUGCCUUACGAUCGCCCAGUGCCCGUCCAUGUAGAGAAGCCCGUACCCGUGCCAGUUGAGAAGCCAGUACCUUACCCCGUAGAAAAACCAGUGCCCUACCCAGUGAAAGUACACGUUGACAACCCAGUGCCAGUCCACGUUGAAAAGCCAGUGCCCUACCCCGUGAAGGUUCAUGUUCCAGCGCCAUACCCUGUAGAAAAAGUUGUUCCCUACCCAGUAGAGAAGAAAGUGCCCAUUCCAGUACAUGUGCCCGUUGACAGGCCAGUGCCUGUUCAUAUUGAGAAGCACGUGCCAUACCCCGUUGAGAAACAUGUUCCUUAUCCAGUAAAGAUCCCAGUACCGAUUGUGCACCACGAGGAGCACCAUGACGGUGGUUACGGAGGUGGCAAUGACGGCGGAUAUGGAGGUGGCCACGAGGGUGGUUAUGGCGGUAGCAUCCACGAGGGAGGUUUCAGCGGUGGGCUUCAAGAGGGAGGUUAUGGUGGCCAUGAAGGAGGCUUCGAGAGCCACGAAGGCCAGCUGGGAAGUUACGAGGGUGGUCACGAGUACCAUCAUUAAAUAGUCUGAUCUCUUCUUUGUUUUUAGCUUUAAAUGUUGUUUUGUGUUUAGUUGUCGACUAAGUAUUUUAUUUCUUAUUUUUACUUUACGACGUGAAUGUAUUGUAAAUAAACCGAAAGUAUUAAAUGAGAUGUUACAUAAAUAAAUUUAUAAUGUUUAA
Molecule: messenger RNA, 1465 nt
Organism: Colias croceus (clouded yellow)
Lineage: Eukaryota; Metazoa; Arthropoda; Insecta; Lepidoptera; Pieridae
Product: pollen-specific leucine-rich repeat extensin-like protein 4
Exons: 2
Coding region: 58-1305 (415 amino acids)
Source: RefSeq, a predicted model, not a curated record